CCGACCCUGGCGGCAACGAGGUUAUAAAUCCCCUCUAAAACCUUGCAUUAUUCCGCCUCUUAGAAAAACCCUAUUUCCUUCUCUCCAUUUUCCAUCCUUUCGAUACACUCCUGUUUCUCUAACCUCCUAUCUUAAACAUCAAUGGAGUUCUGGGGUGUUGAAGUUAAAGCUGGAAAGUCACUUAAGGUUACUCCUGAAAUGGGAAAAGUCAUCCAUAUUUCCCAGGCGGCUUUGGGGGAUGUUAAGGAAAAAGGAAGUGGUUUGAUCCCACUUCGUGUGAAUGUUGAUGAUCAGAAACAUGUAUUGGGAUCACUCUCAUCUGAAACCAUUCCACAAGUCAGCUUUGAUCUCGUGUUUGAAAAGGAAUUUGAAUUGUCCCAUGGCUGGAAAAAUGGGAGUGUUUAUUUCUGUGGUUAUUCUGCAGAUGCUCCAAUUGAUGAUGACUCUGAAUUUGGUGAUGAUGAUGAUGAGGAGGAUGAGGAUGAAGAUGAAUUGGAAAUUGUCCCUUCACCUGUGAUUGAGAAUGGAAAGAAAGUGGAGGCAAAGAAGGGCAAAGCGGGAAAGACAAAGGUGGUGGAACCUGAGGAAAGCUCUGAUGAUGAGGAUGAAGACUCUGAUGAGGACAUGCUGGGUUCUGAUGAUGAAGAUGAUUCAGAAGAGGAGGAGACUCCAACUCCAAAAAAGCCUGUUAGUAAGAAGAGAACCAAUGAUUCUGCUACAAAGACUCCUGUUCAGACUAAGAAAGCCAAGGCUGAGACUCCUCAAAAGUCAGAUGGAAAGAAGGGUGGUCAUGUAGCAACUCCUCAUCCUGCAAAGAAAGGUGAUAAAUCAUCAGCAGCAAAAGCAGCAGCUCAAUCCCCAAAAUCUGAUAGCAAAUCUAUUUGCAAAUCUUGCUCAAAGACUUUCAACUCUGAAAAAGCUCUAGAUUCUCACUCAAAGGCAAAGCAUGCUGAGAAAUAGGGUGUUUUGUUUGUCAUAUAUCUCUUUGGAAAUGCUUGUGGAUGGAAUGUGGGAGAGUUGGUUUUUUCCUUUAAAUUUCUCCUUCUUUUCUUGUAUGUGAUUUUGUGAUGAGAAACACUUGUCUGAUUUUGUUUGAUUUUGAUCUUGGGUAAGUUUGAACUUGGAGAUGGUUUGAAUUGAUAUUUUAUCAAAAUUUUGAAGAUGUUACAUUAGUAUUAAUUUCUGUUUUCUU
This is a messenger RNA of Impatiens glandulifera, 1192 nucleotides long. RefSeq names its product histone deacetylase HDT1-like. The coding region runs from base 142 to 960 and encodes 272 amino acids. The record is from RefSeq and is a predicted model, not a curated record. The transcript has 10 exons. NCBI's taxonomy places the organism in Eukaryota, Viridiplantae, Streptophyta, Magnoliopsida, Ericales, Balsaminaceae.